UGCGAAAAGCCGGUCGGGGGUUCCAGGUCCAUGAAACAAAUCUCCUCUUGUCUCCUUAAAAAUCCGUUGUCUUGGCUUUCGUUCUUUCGGUCAACGUUCUUUUGGUCAAUUGUGUUAUUUGACGGCUUCCUUCGUCAACACUUUCUGUUGUUGAUGUCGUUGUCGUCGUUGUCCUACGUCUCAAUGCUGCAACAUUGAUGGCUGAUGCUGGACUACUUCUACACAUGCGCUGCGAUGCAUUUAGUCACUGAUGCAGGUCCAGACGACGGACGACGGACGACAAUGAGCAAAAAGGAAACAACAACAACAAAAAAAAAAAAAAAAAAAAAAAAAAAAAAAAAAAAAAAAAAAGACAAAAAAAAUUCAAUCAGAGCAACCAACAAAUGGGAUGUAGGACUGCCUGCCGCCGCCGGGAAUGCGUGCAUCAAAGCCAACACAAUGCGUUACUAUUUCCAGAAGUCGACAAAACCACUCAAUUGACGACGGAUGUGGUGCGACGAUGAAUCAAUCAGUCACUGGCUCAGAAUGCAGGCCUUUCCUGAAUUUACUGCCAACAUGUUUGGACGACCAAUCAAUUCAAGCAAAACUCCCCCUUUUCGGUUUCAGUACAGUUCGUUGAGCGAGUACAAAAGUUACAAGGUGCCGCGAUAGACUGGAGCAUAUCAUCCGUAUAAGAGAGCAUUACCACGGUUCCAAGAUGUGUGUCAAUGAGUACCUCUAAGUAAGGACUUGCAGUCGGUGUAUUUGUCUUUGAUGGAAAUCGAGGUCGAUCUUGAUGCCGUCCUGGUUGGUAAAGUUCACAAACACCGACAAACAACAACAACAAUCAAAAUCAGCCCUAUCAGCAUUGCCUCUCCACCUGCUGUGCAGUUGGCAGCUUUGGAGACAGCUGUACCCCAUCGCAUCGUUUUGUUUUGACGUUGAACCUGUCGAUGCACUGCAGUGCAGUACUGGCACUUCUCCUCCCAUUCUGCAUUCUUCGUUGGCUACCAAAACCUGCCUGCACACUGCAUGAAUCUCGGUCGGUCGGUCGCGACAUCCAUUGGCGAUGCGCGACCCAAUAAAACGAACGAUGCGAAAUCAAUCAAGAAAGACCAGACCACUGAUGAAUCCCAAAACAAUGUGCGACGACGAGUAAAAAAAGCGGCCCUACAAGCCCUAUCCCCUCAUUCCUCCUAUGGCUUCCCCUCCGCUGUCGAAUGGCCUCACCCACCUACAUGGGACGAGAAUGUGGUUCGUGGUGUGACCGUGACGGUGGCGUGUCGUCAUCAGACCACCCACCAACUCACCCCGACGAAAGAUACCACCACCCAAUGGAACAUUCAGCUGCCUUAUACGUAUCGAGCUCGCAACCCGGGAGCUUCUAGAAUAUUGCAUACAUUGCCUUGUGAAAUAAAUAAAGAUGGGGAUAGAACCGCGAUGCUUUUACAAAAGGGUAGAUAUUUGGAGUAACCAAGCACGACUGAUUGUCAGACAUACCUGUACAGCAACAACGACGAUUGAACAUACAUCACCAUGGGCGAAGAAACUACCUCUAGAGGUAACGAUACCGAUUCCGCUGAAUUGACGCCGCCGUCCGAGUUCCUUGCGCCAUGUCCCAAAUUCCGGGUCUUGGUCCUGGGAAACCCCGAGUCAACCAAGCAGGAGCUGUUUUCGCGCGUGUUUGGUGUUGAUCUUGAAAAGAAACUAGUCUCCGACGCCUUCUCCGCCACCCACGACAUCAACCACCCCCUCGACCUCCAAGGCCAAAACAAGCGCGUCGAAAUCUUUUCCUCCCCCAACUUCUUCUUCCCCCCUCCCCCCCCUCCCGAAUCAGGCGAAGACGGUAGUGGUGACCCGUCGUACAUCCUCGCCUACGCCACCCUCCGCAUCGUCACCGACUUCAUCAAGGCCCACACCUCUUCUGAUACCGACGCCCCGCUCCACGCAAUCUGGUACUGCGUCUCGUCCGCCGACCCCGACCGCCCGAUAUCGGCCGUCGAGCAGUACUUUUUCGACCACCUCUCGGGCAUCGUACCGCGCCAUAUCCCCGUGUUGUUGCUGUUUACCAAGUACGAUGAGUUCGUCAGUCAGGUGCAGAUGGACUGGAUCAAGUCUGCGCAGGAAAAGGGCAUGUCGAAGGUGGCUGUGGCGCACAUCUUGCGGGACUUGGUAUAUAAGCGGUUUGAAGAUACCAUUGGGAAGAAGUGGGGACAGCUUUUGAAGAGCGUGGAUAGCGGGUUGGUGUUGGAGCAGGCGAGGAGGGAUAGUGGGUUUGGGUAUAGUUUUGGGUUUGGGUAUGGCGGCUCGGAUCGGAAGGAUGUGUUGCAUUUAGAUGAUGGGGGGGUUGAAGAAGGUGGGAAGAAAAGGGAGGUGGUGAGGGUGCUGGUGGGCGGAGGGGGAGAGUCGGAGCAGGAUUGGGGAGGGGAGCCGGCGUGGGGAGAGGAGUUGGCGGGGGUGGAGGAAGGGGGGUAUGGAGAGUUGGUCAAGAGGACGUUGGACGGGUUGAAGGAGUCCAAGGAGGUGAGGAGGGCGUUUGCGGCUGCGCAGAGGUGCUCGGCUGGUGUUUCGAGCGAGUUCGCAGCAGAACUGGCAUCCACCUACUUUGACGUCGACACCGGACACGCCCGCAAGCUCCACGGCGUCGACGUGCGCGACAUCAUGCCCGACUUCUACGCCAAAGCCGUCCAGCUCUUCAACCUGCGCGACGUCUCGGCCGUGCUCGAGGACCCCAACCUCCUGGUGCGCAUCCUCGAAGCCACCUUUGGCGUGGACCAGCGCAUCCUCGUCGACGACUCCCUCUCGCACUCCUCCACCGAACCCAGCAUCUUCCUCGGCCUCUCCCCGCACGAGCGCGCCGUCCUGCUGGCCCAAGGCAUGGCGGCCGUCAUCCUGUUCCUACACAAGCUCGCUGACGUGCAAUGGCCCCAUCGCGACAACAGUCGUGGCGUCUUGCCGCCCGCCACCAUAACCGCUAAGGACGUGCAGCGCGUCAUUGACGAGAUUGAGCGGGGGACUGAGAAGCGGGAGUUGUUAGAGGAGAUUGAGAGCAGUCCGAUUUUCACGAGCUGUCGGAUGCGCAAAGAGGUGGCGGAUUUGAUUUACGGGGCCGUGGAAAAGGCGGAUAAAGGCGCGGCGUCGCAUUAUACACGGGAGGCGAGGGGCAAGGGCACGGUCAUGGUGGAUGAUUCGGAUUUGCAGGAGAUCAGCCUGUCGUUUGUGAAUGAUAAGGGACCCGAUGAUAUGGUGCUGCCGAAUGGGUUGAGGAUAUUGCCGUUGAACUGACGGAUGGAAUUUGGAAAAAGGACUGGCAUCGAAUGGUGCAAUUGGAAAAGGUUUGGUUGGAUGUCAUGAUUGGAAACAUAAUUGGGGAAGGCGUUUGGGGGAUCGAUCGAGUGGUUUGUUCGAAUGAUGAAGUGACAAUAUUCAACUGAAACAGGGUCAAAAAGGUGAAGACGACUUCGUUGUUUUCAGAAAAAAAAGGACCAUCAUCAAAUCAGGAUCGAGUGACAGGUAGAAAAACGAAAAAAAGAAGGUCUCUCCCGCCGGGAAUUGAACCCGGGUCUCGAGCGAAUCGAACUGAUGUUCAAGCUUGACAAGCUCACAUACUGACCACUAUACUACGGAAGACUCGCAGGUGUGUGCACCUGCCGUAGCUAAUUGUUGCAAGGGAGCCCAGCCGGUGCCCCUAUAUGUCUGUACUGAGCCAAUCCAAUUUCCCGUUCUAGUA
Molecule: messenger RNA, 3709 nt
Organism: Neurospora crassa OR74A
Lineage: Eukaryota; Fungi; Ascomycota; Sordariomycetes; Sordariales; Sordariaceae
Exons: 3
Coding region: 1516-3264 (582 amino acids)
Source: RefSeq, a predicted model, not a curated record